AUGCAACAAGUUCAUUUGGCAUACAAAACACUAGGCCAACGCAAACACUCCCAUCUAAGCAUGGAAAUCAUCAUUCUUUCCGUUGUCUUGUUAUUAUCUACAGCCUUACUUUUUGGUCCAUAUUAUUUCAAAACUAGCACAAAACAUAACAUGAAGAACCACAAAACAUUGCCACCAAAACUCCCCGGGGAAUUGCCUCUUAUAGGCCAUCUUCACCGCCUACGAGGCUGCACAACGGUUGCUCGACUUUUAGGAGGUAUGGCAGACGAGCACGGCCCCAUCUUUUCACUCCGGCUCGGCUACCGCCAGGCUGUCGUCGUGAGCCAAUGGGAGCUCAUAAAAGAUUGUUUCACCGUAAACGAUCAAAUUUUCCCCAGCCGGCCAAAAAUGGCCAUCCUCAAGCACAUCGUCUAUAAAGGCGCGGUUUUUGCACUAGAGCCUCACGGACCCUUUUGGCGCGACAUUCGAAAAAUCGUCACCUCACAGCUCUUCACGACCCAACAGCUCGAGAAAUUGAGCCAUAUUCGAGUAUCGGAGGUCGGUCGGUCGGUUUCGGAUUUAUACUCGAUGAUGCUAAUCGGAAAGAGCAAGAACGGGCGUGACGAACUUCGCUUGAGGGAAGCCAUAAAGAAAGUGUUGUACCUUAGCGGACAAGUAGUCGUGUCCGACGCAAUCCCGUGGCUCGAGUGGAUGGACAUUGGCGGGUACUUGAAAGCUAUGAAGACAAAAACAGAGGAACUCGACACGAUCCUCGACACUUGGCUUCACGAACAAAUCCUUCAUUCGAACGCUCGUCAUUGUUCGGAUCUCAUGGACGUGAUGUUUUCCGCGCUCGAUGAAAAUUACAAAGUCGAAGGCCAAAACCGCGCCACCAUCAUCAAAGCGACAAUGUUGAUCCUUCUCAUGGCGGGUUCGGAAAGCACGGCCGAAGCCCUUAUAUGGGCCGUCUCGCUUUUGCUUAACAACCCGCGCGUUUUUCAAGCUGCUCGAGAGGAGCUCGACUUUCACGUCGGGCAAAACAGGGCAGUCGAGGAAGCCGACAUCAAGAAACUAAUCUAUUUACAAGCUGUGGUUAAAGAAACUUUAAGGCUUUACCCUCCGGGACCCUUGGCCGGGCCCCGCGAGUCGACUGAGAGUGGUUACAUUGGGAAAUAUUACGUUGCGAAGGGGACUCGAUUGGUGGUGAAUGUUUGGAAGCUGCAUAGGGAUCCGGAGGUGUGGGCCGACCCGGAGGAUUUUCGACCCGAGAGGUUUUUGGAGGAGAAUGGGAGUAAUGUGGGCUUUGGGGGGCGAAAUUUCGAGUAUAUUCCGUUUGGUUCGGGACGGAGAAUGUGCCCGGGAGUGAAUUUUGCUUUGGUUGUUGUGAAUUUCGCGCUCGCUCGUUUGAUUCAGGGGUUUCGGGUGUCGAUGCCGAUGAAUGUGAUGAGUGUGGAUAUGAGUGAAGGGAAAGGGUUAGCCUUACCCAAGGUGAAACCACUUGUUGUUGUUGUUGAGCCUAGACUUGCAAGGGAGCUCUAUGAAAAUUAUGUAGUUGGUAGGGAAUGA
Striga asiatica is the source of this 1545-nucleotide messenger RNA. Lineage: Eukaryota; Viridiplantae; Streptophyta; Magnoliopsida; Lamiales; Orobanchaceae. The record is from the annotation of a GenBank genome assembly.